UGCUGAACCUUUCCUAUGGAACGUCAGUGUGGUGGUUUGGUAUCAGGUGAUGACAUCACUCAGAUACGGUACAGUCCUUCCACUCGGCUCAUUUGGAAACACGCAGCUGGAAGAACAAUGUCCAGGUUACAGUUAAUCCUGAGUGUGUGGUGUGUGUUGUGUGUGUGUGUGUGUGUGAGUGUGUGUAAGACGGUGAUGUACGGUCAGGUCCAAUCUCCUCUGUAUCCAAAGCCUUACCCCACUAAUGUCCAUCAGCAGUGGGAUCUGGAAGUUCCACGCGGUUAUCAACUUCAGAUUACCUUUAAUUACCUGGACAUCGAACCGUCAUUAAACUGCUACUACGACUCUCUCACGGUUCUGCACGGUAAGAAGGUUUUGGGAAAGUUCUGUGGCAAGAAUUCCUGGGAUCCCCAUCACCCUGGCAACAAGCCCAUUGUGUCUCCUAGCAACCGUCUUCAGCUGGUGUUUGUGACUGAUGAAUCAAACACAGAGAAAUAUCUCGGGUUCUCUGCCUUUUACCAGGCUGUUGACAUAGAUGAAUGUUCGACUCCUGAUUUAAACGAUUCAGAAUUGCGUUGCUCUCAGAUCUGCCUGAACACUCUGGGCUCAUACCUGUGCACCUGUUCCCAUGGUUACCAGCUGCAGGCAGAUCAGCAUACCUGUGUGUUGGACUGCAGUGGAGGUGUUUUCACAGAACCUGAGGGAGUUCUGUCGAGUCCCGGAUUCCCGGACGCUCCGCCUCCCGGAGUGAACUGCUUGUACAAGGUCUCUGUUCAGCCUGGGUUCCACAUAACGCUCAACUUUAGUGAGAACUUCCACAUCGAGCAGAUUGAUGUACAGGGACCAUCCUGCUUGUUCCACUGGCUACAGGUGUCUGUCCCUGGUGAAGCUCCAAAGAAGCUUUGUGGAAAUAAAAGUCCUGGGAUCAUACACACCGGCUCACACACUGUAGAUCUGGAAUUUCACACUGAUGGACAUGGACAGAGCGGAGGAUUCAGCCUGCGCUACACAACCCAGAGAGUGGAGUGUAAAAUUGAAGGAGGAAUCAGAAACGGUCGAAUCACUCCCAAUUUCCCGAAAUAUUCCUACAGAGAUUACAUUCAAGUCCGCUGCGACACCGGAUACAAACUCAUGAUGGGAGAAAAGGAAAUUCAGAGUUACAAAUCGAUGUGUCAGGAGAACGGGGCGUGGCAUUUACCUUUACCUGAGUGCAGGAUUAUCGAUUGUGGAGAACCGGAGGCGUUACUGAACGGUGAAUUUAAGUUUUUGUCAGGUUCUAAGAACGAGUACAGGUCUGUCGUGCAGUAUCACUGCAACGAACCCUUCUAUUCUUUCACCAAAACUAAGCAAGUAAAUCUCACCUGUGAUGCUGAUCGCACAUGGAAAGGAGAAGAAAAUGAGAUACCAUAUUGUUUCCCAGUGUGUGGGCGUCCUGUUGUAGAUAUCGCUGGUCUUGGUCGGGUUUUAGGAGGAACUCAGGCGAAAGACAACUCCUUUCCCUGGCAGGUGUUUCUUCAAGCUGGAGGAAGAGGAGGAGCGAUUGUGAUCGGAGAGAAAUGGCUCCUCACUGCCGCUCACAAUCUGGACAAAAUCAAGCAGUCUCAACAGGAAGUGAAGGCGUACGUUGGAAGCAACAAAGUGAGCGAGUAUUUCGAAGUCCACAGAAACACUGACCCUGUGAUAUUUCACUCACUUCCUAUCGAAUCGUUACACAUCCACCCGGGAUAUAAAAGCCCAGAUUAUAAUAAUGAUAUCGCAUUGAUUAAGCUGGCAUCAUCCAUCACCUUUAAAGCGAGUGUAAUGCCGGUGUGUCUUCCUGAUCAGGACUCUCAGCUUGAGAGUUUUGGGUGGGUUUCUGGAUUUGGAGUGACGGAGACCUACAACACCGCUAAUCACCUCCGUUACAUCCGUCUUCCCAUCGUGGAUCAACAAGUGUGUCACUCCUCCAUUGAGAAGAUGAGAGAGACGGUCCGUGAUCUGAGCACUCUGACGGAGAACAUGUUCUGUGCUGGACUUCCUGAAGGAGGGAAGGACACGUGUCAAGGAGACAGCGGCUCUGGUUUUGUCAUGAAGAACAAUGACACGUUUUACGCAGCGGGGAUCGUUAGCUGGGGAGUCGACUGUGGAAAACCAGGAAGAUACGGCGUAUACACUCGCAUAGCUCGAUAUGUAGACUGGAUCCAGAAAACCAUGAAGGAGAACAUGCAAUGAGAAUGACAUGAGCCUCUCAUGUGACUGGUUUAAAUGGUUUGAUUUAAAAUAUCUAUGGUUGUUCUGCUUUCACUUCAUGGAAAAAUAAAGAUAAAUCUUUUACCAUCA
Molecule: messenger RNA, 2319 nt
Organism: Ictalurus punctatus (channel catfish)
Lineage: Eukaryota; Metazoa; Chordata; Actinopteri; Siluriformes; Ictaluridae
Product: complement C1r subcomponent
Exons: 14
Coding region: 16-2211 (731 amino acids)
Biological process (GO): proteolysis; complement activation
Cellular component (GO): extracellular region
Molecular function (GO): calcium ion binding; serine-type endopeptidase activity
Source: RefSeq, a predicted model, not a curated record